UUUUAUGAGAUGCCGAAGCAUUUAGCCUUGUACGUUACACUAAAUCAAUGCCCAAAUCAAAGUAUUACAAUCAACAAUCAGUACAGCAUCUGGCAAACCACAUUCACCACUGCUCGUCUACCUGGAUCCGGCUGGAUCGUGUAUCGCUUAUUGGACAAACGGUGGGCAACAUAAACGGUGGAAAC
Messenger RNA from Hyphopichia burtonii NRRL Y-1933, 185 nucleotides. RefSeq lists its product as uncharacterized. Lineage: Eukaryota; Fungi; Ascomycota; Pichiomycetes; Serinales; Debaryomycetaceae. The transcript has a single exon. The record is from RefSeq and is a predicted model, not a curated record. The coding region runs from base 10 to 174 and encodes 54 amino acids.